This is a messenger RNA of Zymoseptoria tritici IPO323, 500 nucleotides long. RefSeq lists its product as uncharacterized. The record is from RefSeq and is a predicted model, not a curated record. The transcript has a single exon. Bases 139 to 432 code for a protein of 97 amino acids. NCBI's taxonomy places the organism in Eukaryota, Fungi, Ascomycota, Dothideomycetes, Mycosphaerellales, Mycosphaerellaceae.
UCACAGGAAUGUCGAAGGCGCAUCGUCGUUGAUCGUCUCGGAAGGUGCUGAGAGGCGUGCGAUGUUGCGGACGAAAUCAUUACGAGACCCUGCCUCGAGCACUCAAGACCUUGGAAUGCACUGAGAUCGACCACGGCCAUGCCAAGUAACGGCUCCGAAGUCUCUGCCGCCGUCUGCGGACCGUGGGAGGGAGCAGGCCUGCCACUCAAGCGCCGCAACCAGGACCACCGCGACGCCCUCGGCAGCGAGCAGGACCAUCAUCAACCGUGCGCCCUCUCAAGACAGGCAGCCUGGCCGCGUGUCUGUCCUUUCUGGAUUUUGUUCAUCGCAGACGCUGUUGUGGUGUUGCUCCAGCUCUUUCAGACAUCCGCCUGGUCCACGCGUUCCAAUAUCACCCGCCACGGCUCAAAGCUCGAAAGUCAGACAUCAUAGGUGAUACGACAGAAGGGACAGAAGGAAUAAAAGUAUGACAAUGAGAGUGUGAUGCAGUGCGUGAUGAU